Drosophila takahashii is the source of this 1095-nucleotide messenger RNA. It is a transcript of the gene Gr59b, whose product is annotated as Gustatory receptor 59b. Gene Ontology annotation, cellular component: membrane; neuronal cell body; axon. NCBI's taxonomy places the organism in Eukaryota, Metazoa, Arthropoda, Insecta, Diptera, Drosophilidae. Gene Ontology annotation, molecular function: sweet taste receptor activity. The record is from RefSeq and is a predicted model, not a curated record. Gene Ontology annotation, biological process: male courtship behavior; sensory perception of taste; chemosensory behavior.
AUGCUUUAUCCGUUGGUGAAAAUAUAUUUCGAGUAUUCGCUGGUAAUUGGCAUUACCUCACAACGACUGGCGAAUCGAAAGUUCCAAAGUUCACUAUUUUCCCGUGUUUAUGCUUUAGUGGCAAAUAUCAUUACGCUUACAAUGCUGCCCAUAGCUAUGUGGCAGGUUCGAUUGGUUUUCCAGGCGAGAAUGAAAUAUCCGCAGCUCAUUCUGAUUACCUAUAAUGUGCGGUAUCUGGUCUCCUAUGCGGUUAUAUUAUAUACGGUCCUAUCGCGGGGAUUUCGAGAUACAGCGUUUAAGGAAAUGCAACAUUUGCUGCAGAGAUUACUUGCAGAGGAAAAGCGAGGUGCUGGGAUAGGAUGCGCUAGGAAAUCUUUAAAGGUUCUCCUAUGCGUCAAGUUCUUUACAGUAACGUGGUUGUGCCUCACGGAAGGCAUAUUUCUAUUCUAUUCCCUCGAUGUUACUAGCUGGAAAAGUAUAGCCAAAUACAUUUUCAUGACCAAUGCCUGGAAUAUACUGCAAAUGGUGCCAAUGGGUUAUUUUCUCGCUAUGUGGCACAUUGCUCGAGGCUUUGAUUAUGUGAAUAAGCGCAUGGAAAAAAUUAUAAGGUCAAGAUCUUCUAGACAUUUGGAGGAGAUGCAGAAACUAUGGUUACUUCAUGCCGGCCUCACCAAAACAGCGCUACGAAUAAAUAAGAUCUAUGGCCCCCAGGUGCUGGCUUCCCGAUUUGAUAACUUUAUAAUUGGAGUAGUGCAAGCCUAUUGGGGAACCUUUUUCAGCUUCGGUAUGUCCACACCUAUUUAUUGGCUGGUCUACGGAAGUGUUCAAUAUCAAAUUCGAUCACUGGACUAUUAUCUCAUCGAUUACGUGGCCGAUUUGGUGGUGGAGUAUCAGGGUUCGGCCAAGCAUGCUUGGAGUGAAUUUCGCUGGACGAAAGAGAUAAGUUCCUUUUCGAUCUACGCCAAUAGUUCGAAGCUACAACUCUGGACCUGCGGACUUUUUCAAGUGAAUCGAAGCAUGUGGUUCGAUAUGAUAAGCAGCAUUUUGUAUUAUAUUUUAGUGCUACUGCAGUUUCAUUUUGUUAUGGAGAAAUAA